UUUAUUAUAAUUGAAUUACAAAAAAAAAAAAAAUAAAUAAAUAAUUAAUAAAUAAAAAAAACAAUGCAGAUAAACUUAAUUUGUAAAACGUUGUCUUAAUGCAAACUGCGAAAUAAAUUAAGUGCCUUUUUUACGGGAAUAAAUGAUAUAAAAUAAAUAGUUAAAAUGUAAAGCGAUUGUAGAAUAAUUUCGAUAAGCUGCCCAAGUGAAGUUCAAGGAAAUAUGGUUCUCUAGUAUUUCUCUUCUUUUUUUUUUUUUGUUCAAGAACUUUGUGUAAAAAUCAAUAAAUUCACAACAAACACAUACACUUAUAGUAUAGAGCAUGCAUUGUGUAAAUUGUUUGAAAUGAAAACAAAUAGAAAAAGGAAGCAUUGUAAAUUUUGUAAAUUGUGCUGCUUACAGCAACCGAAUCAGCUGAUGCUGGUUAUAAUACUGAACGUAACGAUGGCGGUGAGCAUUAUAAUGUCAAAUCUACAACGACCAGUCAAGUGUGAUAACAGUGCCAGUGUGUGUAUUAAGUACGUUUGUUGCUGAAAUAAUAACAAUAAAAAAAAAAAUAAAAAAAAAAUAGAAAAAUCCAACAACAUAAAAUAUUACAACAACACUCAAGUUCAAUAGUUACGUUGAACUCAUUGUUUUAAUCUUUGCCAAGCAAAGUGUCAAAGUCAAAUUGUGUGCUGUAAGCCCGCAUAUUACACGUACAGGCCUACACUCGUUCUCCUUGCGUAUGUUUAUAUGAAAAUGUUUAACUCUUCGCCUCCUCCGGUUGGCGAAACUUCACGGAUUAAAACCUUUAUGGGACGCAGUACCCCAGCUAUUGGGGUGUUGAAAUCAAAAUUUCUGACAGUUUUAGGCAAUAGCAAUGAAUUGUUAAACGGCAUUUCUAGUAAGCUUACUUUAAACAUCAGCUCCAGUGAUUCCGAUUAUUGUGAUGAUGAUGAAGAGGAAAUACCAAAAUUUGAUGAAUCGAUUGAUUAUACAAAAAUUGAUUAUGAAUCGAGACGUGUUAAGGCCCGUCGGGCUCAUGAAGAAAUCAUUUCUGGUCGGUAUAGACAACCGAAUUUAGCGCCAAGACCGCGGUUGGAUGCCUUGCGUUCAAAGAAACAAAAUGAAAAAUCACGCUCCUCUUCUUCGUCCAGUUCGUCUUCGUCGUCUACAUCAACUUCUUCGAGAUCUUUUCCAAACAACGCUGGAGAGAAAUCCCAUGUCAGCAGCACUACCCGAUCUGAUUCUUUAGAAUCCCGAAAUUCCGGUGGAUAUGAACGGGCCCGAGCAAUACCUGGUGCGAGACGCAGUGAACUUGAUAUGCAACGCGAUUUAUUGCGCUUAAAUGAUUUGAUAAAACCUGCUACGGUCAAUGUUAAAGGAACACCUCAUAUUGAGGUGCAGCCUCCUUAUGAAAAGGAUACUAUUAUCAGUUCACAACAGCAACAACAACAGCACUUAAUUACAGACAAUAGUGGUAAUAUUCAAACGGCAGGCGUUAGUUCCAAUCAUUCCAUGCGUUUACCACCCUCUAGACGUAAGAAUUCAAAUAGCAGUACCUUAACAAGUCUACGGGAUGAUCCCGAAGUGCAAGUAAGUCCCAGUAUGGAAUCUACCGAUUGGCGUAAUUUUAUACGUUCCGAGUCCCAGAAUUCCGUGCCUUCAUGGGCUUCAUCUAUCAGUCUCGAUUGCCGUGCUGGUGAGGAGCCCAUCAAAGAGUUUAUGAAGCGUUUCACCGAGACACUGUUUCGUAGUGCGAAUACCAUAGAUUUAGAAUCGAAAUCUGAAUUCGGAGCAAUGAUUCGUUUGGACAUUGGACGCCAAUGGUUUACGAGAUUUUUAUUGGAACAGAAAAACAAAUCGAAACGCAUUGAAGAACUAACAUUUCAUUUGCUGGUACAGCAUUUCGCUAUUUUUCUCUUUGAAUGCAGCGAAUGUGAAGAUUAUCCGCCGGCUGCCAUUAUAAUGAAUUUAUGUUUUGUUUUUUAUAGGGAGGUUGACGUUCCCGGUUGUGACCCGUAUCGGGAAUAUCUAUUUACUUUUAUGCGCCAACAACCCAUAUGGCUAUCAUUGCGAUUUUGGACGGCUGCAUAUUUGGACUCAAUGCAAACGGAAAGAGAACAUCGCUUGGCUGCCCGGCAAAAGAAAUGCGAUCGACGUAAGGCCAAAGAAAAAUCAAAAAAGGAACUCGAAGAGAAUAAAGAGAAACUAAUUACUAAUGAAAGUGUACAAAAAAUCGAUGAGAAAUCAAUGCUUAAGAAUGAAAAUUCCUCUUCGAGCUCUUCGCAACACAGCCAUCAAUGUAAGGCGAAGAAAUUUACCAAUACGAAAAUCACUAAUGAAGUAGCUCUGGAAGUAGAUAAGGAAAUGGAAAAUAUUGCUUUUCGGCAAUUGGGAUCCUUUACCUGUAAUAUCCACGCGCUUGGUGUACCACAAGAUGUAUGUUUAGAGUUUUACAAAAAGCAAGUCACUGGUCUUAAUUUACCUAAAGAUAAAAUCAAAUUGAUUAGAGAUAAUAUAUAUCGUAUGUAUCAUGAAACCGAUUUAUGGGGUGCCAAGCACUCCUGAGUCAGUUAUUAGAUAUCAAAGCAAAUAAGAAAUAUUUGCGAAAUGUUGCAAUCAAGAAAAAAAAAAAAAA
Messenger RNA from Glossina fuscipes, 2623 nucleotides. RefSeq lists its product as uncharacterized. The transcript is spliced from 8 exons. NCBI's taxonomy places the organism in Eukaryota, Metazoa, Arthropoda, Insecta, Diptera, Glossinidae. The record is from RefSeq and is a predicted model, not a curated record. Bases 736 to 2553 code for a protein of 605 amino acids.